Messenger RNA from Uncinocarpus reesii 1704, 1401 nucleotides. RefSeq lists its product as uncharacterized. NCBI's taxonomy places the organism in Eukaryota, Fungi, Ascomycota, Eurotiomycetes, Onygenales, Onygenaceae. The transcript has 3 exons. Gene Ontology annotation, molecular function: ubiquitin conjugating enzyme activity. The coding region runs from base 1 to 1401 and encodes 466 amino acids. The record is from RefSeq and is a predicted model, not a curated record.
AUGUCAUUCUAUCGCAGAAAGAGUCAAAGUCGACACGAGCGUUAUGAAGCCAGAAACGGACCAGUUCCUCAGCCUAAUCACCACACGCACACGCAAGGAGGGCCUUCAAAUACCCAUGUUUCGCAGCCCAGGGCAUACCCUACAGAUAUCGAACAAAGUAUCAAGGCUGUUCAACAAUUUAUCGCAGCACUCAAUGGAUAUUAUAUAAACACAUGCUGCCGCCACGGAAGAACGUUUGGGAUGUGGGUGCUACUGGCCAGGUACGAUGAAAUUGAACUGGAGAUACAGGCAUCCAGUUCGAACUCCGAGGACCCGUACCAGCAGCGACAUCUGUCGAGAAGAGGGAGAACAGGCACGAACGAUUCAAGAGGUGUUGGUUACGCGGAUGACGGCCAGGCCAACCCUUGGGCGACGGCUUUUUAUGGAGGACGUGCAGGUCCCCUCCGAUUCCGCAGCUCCGAUUCAAAGAUCGAUAGCUUCUUGGCAACAAUUUUGCAAGCUGUGAGAACAAUGAUACCUAGCAACAACAAUAAAAAUUUGCCGCCCGAGCUUCGAGGAAUGUUCCAGCUCAGUAUGCUGAUUGACAAAUUAGCGGAACUGUUGCGCAACGACUCUCUUGAAGACAUCACUUCGCGUACGGAAGUGUACAUGGCCGCGUUUCAAUUUGUACGAAAGCUGGGGGAUCAUCCCGAGUUGAUCGUUCUGCUUCAAACACCUCGUCAUCAUAAACAAAAGACCCCUGGGUUAGAGGCCCUUACUCUAAGAUCAGGUUCAGGACUGAAUGGAGCUGGACAGGCUUUGAGUUUAGGAGAAACCAUACCUUCAGUAGCUGAGAAACUGCAAAAGUUGGCUAAACAAAGCGAUAUCGUGCUAAGCACCAAGGAGAGUGAGGAUCUGACCUCGAGAGGAGGAAAGGAAAUGCUUGAUAUUUGCAAAGAAAUAGCCGCUGUAUACGCAGCAAUAGCCGCAGGCAAUGUCCAAUGCGAAAAUAACGCUCAAUCGGUGGACCAAUAUCAGGCCUACCACCAAAACCAUUGCGUUACGAGAGAUGAGAGUAUUCUGACUAGAGGCCAUACGUUUAGUGCGGUCGCAUCCCGCAUGGCAUAUUCCCCGCCAGGCCGGAUGAAGCGCUUGCUGGCCGAACUUGCCAAUAUGGCAACCUCGCUUCCUGUUGGAAUAUUCGUCAAAGUGAGCGAGAGUCGCCCGGAUAUAAUGAGAUGCCUCGUCAUGGGCCCGCCGGAUAGCCCAUACGGAUAUGGGCUUUUCGAUUUGCCUGUCACUUUUAGGAACAUGGAAAGAAGGCGACGCUGCCGCGCAAUGGCAACCCGGAAAAUCCACCAUUCUCUCUGUGCUGAUCAGCAUUCAAGCCAUGAUUUUCACGGAAGAUCCCUUCAGGAAUGA